ACCAUGUAAUCUUGUAUCCUUGGGUCUGUAAUACUUAUGUCUAUUCCAAUUGAAUGUUGUGUGAAGGUUUUAGGUAUUCCACAUCAUUUUGCUUCCAAGAAUUAAGUAUCGUGAUUGCGUAGUUUACUUUAUUGUACACAAGAUAUGGUAGUCCCCUAUGGAUCAGUACAAGGUUGUUGGUAAAAUUGGAGAAGGUGCUCAUGGAUUGGUUCUCAGAGGACAACACCUUGGCACUGGGCGGGAAGUUGCGCUGAAGAAAGUGCUCUUAAAAAAGCUGGAAGAUGGAAUACCUACUGCAGUGAUCAGAGAGAUAAAGGCAUUACAAGAAGUCGAUUGUCAAUAUGUGGUACAGUUGUUGGAUGUUUUCCCCCAGGGGCUUGGUUUUGUCCUUGUGUUUGAAUUCAUGCCAUCAGGACUAUGGGAGAUGCUACGAGAUGCUGAGAAUCCACUCUCAAUUCCUCAAGUGAAGACUUACAUGAUUAUGCUGCUGAAAGGUGUGGCAUAUCUUCACGAUCACUCCAUUAUGCACAGGGAUUUGAAACCAGCAAAUUUACUGAUAAGCAAGGAAGGAGUACUGAAGAUAGCAGAUUUGGGUCUUGGCCGAAUGUUUUGGACAGAACACAGCCGUCCAUACUCUCAUCAGGUAGCUACCAGAUGGUAUCGUGCACCAGAAUUGUUAUAUGGAGCCCGAUAUUAUACAGAAGCUGUUGACCUCUGGGCUGUUGGCUGCAUCCUAGGGGAACUGUUGACUAAUUCUCCACUGUUCCCAGGAGAAACUGACAUAGAACAACUAGCAAUUGUCUUAAGAACACUGGGAACACCUACUGCAGAAACAUGGCCUGGAAUGACAGAGUUGCCAGAUUAUAACAAAAUUACAUUUCCAGAAACACAGGGAGUUGGUUGGGAUCGUAUUUUUCCAGACUGUACACCCGAAGCCAUAGAUCUUACAAAGAAGUUUUUGAUUUAUAAUGCUGACAGAAGGUUAAAAGCUAAACAGGCAUUGGUUCACCCUUAUUUCUUCACAUCACCACUGCCAUGUCAGCUCUCAGGCAUGCCAAAACCUUUGGAUGGUCAUAGACAGCAAUUCAGAGCAAAAGAAUAUGACACAGAGAAGCCUGUGGAAGAAUUGUUUAGUGAUUUAAAUAAAUUGCUGACAUCUUGAAAUUCCUGUUGGAAGGUACAUGGGUAGUUCACAUAUGGCCUGGAAUUUUGAUCAUAGCUUUCAGUAAUUGUCUCACCUGUUUCAUAUUAGGCAGUCAUCUUGAGGUACUCUCCCUGUACUUGUACACACUUACCACACCCCUUCAGCGUGGAAUCAGCUGCUGUAAUUAUAUCCAAUAUGCACCACAUGAGAGGUGUUUGUAAUUUUUUAAAUUUAACAGAGAACCAGACCUCGUGACAUGACACAAAUACCAUAAAAGUUAAAAUAUGGGUCAUCUGAGCUGUUAAUCAUAAAGUUUACAUGUGGAAAGCAUUGUAACUUCUAGUCACUUUUUGUAUGAUAUUUAUGUAAGACAUGCAAGUGUUUGUAAAUAUGAAAUUAUUUUAUA
This is a messenger RNA of Zootermopsis nevadensis, 1550 nucleotides long. Its product is annotated as cyclin-dependent kinase 20. Gene Ontology annotation, molecular function: ATP binding; protein serine/threonine kinase activity. The record is from RefSeq and is a predicted model, not a curated record. Lineage: Eukaryota; Metazoa; Arthropoda; Insecta; Blattodea; Termopsidae. Gene Ontology annotation, biological process: protein phosphorylation. Gene Ontology annotation, cellular component: nucleus.